Molecule: messenger RNA, 1539 nt
Organism: Ficedula albicollis (Collared flycatcher)
Lineage: Eukaryota; Metazoa; Chordata; Aves; Passeriformes; Muscicapidae
Product: laminin subunit alpha-3-like
Exons: 14
Coding region: 1-1539 (512 amino acids)
Biological process (GO): axon guidance
Cellular component (GO): basement membrane
Source: RefSeq, a predicted model, not a curated record
AUGGCGGGUGGCCAGUUUUGUGAUUACUGCAAUGCUGCUGAUCCCAGCAAAGCUCACCCAAUAACCAAUGCCAUUGAUGGCACGGAGCUCUGGUGGCAAAGUCCCCCUCUUUCCAUGGGCUUGAAGUACAACGAAGUCAAUGUCACCUUAGACCUGGGGCAGGGCCAGUUUUGUGAUUACUGCAAUGCUGCUGAUCCCAGCAAAGCUCACCCAAUAACCAAUGCCAUUGAUGGCACGGAGCUCUGGUGGCAAAGUCCCCCUCUUUCCAUGGGCUUGAAGUACAACGAAGUCAAUGUCACCUUAGACCUGGGGCAGGGCCAGUUUUGUGAUUACUGCAAUGCUGCUGAUCCCAGCAAAGCUCACCCAAUAACCAAUGCCAUUGAUGGCACGGAGCUCUGGUGGCAAAGUCCCCCUCUUUCCAUGGGCUUGAAGUACAACGAAGUCAAUGUCACCUUAGACCUGGGGCAGCUCUUCCAUGUUGCCUAUAUCCUUAUCAAGUUUGCAAAUUCUCCUCGUCCAGAUCUCUGGGUCUUGGAAAGAUCGGUGGACUUUGGAAAAACUUACACUCCCUGGCAGUAUUUUGCUUACUCGAAAGCAGAUUGCUUGGAGCGCUUUGGCAAGGAAGCAAAUCUUCCUGUGAGAGGGGACAGCGAUGUCCUGUGCACCACCGAGUACUCCCGCAUUCUGCCUCUUGAAAAUGGAGAGAUUGUAGUAUCCUUGGUAAAUGGCCGCCCAGGAGCAAACAACUUCACUUAUUCCCCUGGUCUUCAAGAAUUCACAAAAGUAACAAACAUCCGCCUCCGUUUUCUCCGAACUAAUACUCUUCUGGGACACUUGAUAUCCAAGGCUCAGCGGGACCCCACCGUCACUCGUAGAUAUUACUACAGCAUAAAGGACAUCAGUAUUGGUGGUCGAUGUGUUUGCCAUGGCCAUGCUGAAGAAUGUAAUCCAAAGAGUGAUGAGAGCCAACACCGGUUUCAGUGUGAAUGUCAGCAUAACACGUGUGGGGAAACCUGUGAUCACUGCUGCCCUGGAUAUAAUCAGAAACAGUGGCAACCUGCAACAGCUGGGAGCACGAACAUGUGUGAACCCUGCAAUUGCCACGGACAUGCCACUGAUUGCUACUAUGAUGCUGAUGUUGAUCAGCGUCGAGAAAGCUUAAACAUCCGUGGGCAUUAUGAAGGUGGAGGAGUCUGCAUUAACUGCCAGCAUAACACAGCUGGGAUUAACUGUGAGAAGUGUGCAAAAGGUUUCUAUCGUCCUUACGGUGUUCCAGUGAGCGCUCCCGAUGGUUGCAUACCCUGCAGUUGUAACUUGGAGCACGCAGACGGCUGCGAGGAAGGGUCUGGCCGCUGCUUCUGUAAGCAGAAUUUCCAGGGAGAGCACUGUGAGCGCUGUGCCGAUGGAUUCUAUGGUUAUCCAUUGUGUGUCUAUACUCCUGUAUAUCCUUCUUCAGUUCCAGGAGAUGCUGUGGCUGGUGACAUAAUAGAAGGAGGCUGCAAACCAGGGUAUUUUGGCCCCCAGUGUGUCCGUAAGUGA